CCUCUCUCUCCAAUCCAUUCCUGCCACCUCCUCGAUAUGGCUCACUUGCGCCUCCCCCUCCUCCUCGCCUUCUUCUCCAUCCUCGCCGCCUCCGUCCUCGCCCAGCCGCCGCUCAACCCGGCGGAGCAAGACGCGCUCUACCUCAUCCUCGACUCCGUCAGCCCCGGCACCCCCUGGCGCCGCCUCUUCCCCGACGACCUCUGCUCCUCCGCCCCCCACGGCGUCGCCUGCGACUUCUUCGACUUCUCCUCCGCCACCUCGCACGUUACCGAGCUCAGCUUCGGCUACGUCUCCGACUACACCCCCAACCCCCCCUGCAACCCUAACUCCACCCUCCGCCCCUCCCUCCUCGCGCCGCUCCCCUACCUCCGCAAGCUCAUGUUCUACAAAUGCUUCUCGCACACGGAAACGGAAAUUGAAACUCAAUUCCCCGAUUUCUCCGCCCUCGGCCGCAAUUCCGCGUUAGAGGAGCUGAUCUUCAUCGAGAAUCCCGCCCUAAUCGGCUCCCUCGGCGGAAAAAUCGGAAACCUAAGACGACUGCGGCGGCUCGUUCUCACCGGAAGCGGCGUCUCCGGCGGAAUCUCCGACUGGAUCGGAGAAUUCACCUAUCUCGAGCAGCUCACGCUCUCGAGGAACGGUUUCUCCGGCGAGAUCCCAAUGAAUGCUUUUCGGAACAUGAAGAAGCUGAAGAUUCUAGAUCUGAGCGAGAAUGCCUUCCAUGGAGCGAUGCCGGAAUCAGUCGGAUCCGCGGCUGCGUUGGUGAAGCUCGAUUUGAGCCACAACGGAUUCUCUGGAAAAAUUCCAAAGAAUCUCACGUGCUUGAAGAAGGUGGAGUUUCUCGAUCUGAGCUACAACAGAUUUGGUAGCUUUGGGUUUCCUUUGGCUUUGGCAGAGAUGCCGAGUUUGAAGGAAGUGUAUCUGAGCGGCAAUUUUCUGGGAGGGGAGAUUCCUGACAUUUGGGAAAAUAUGAGGGGCAUAAUUGGAAUUGGGCUCUCCAGCAUGGGGUUUGUUGGUAAAAUCCCCAAAUCAAUGGGAGUACAACUCAAGAAUGCAUGCUACAUAGGGCUUGACAACAACAUGCUUCAAGGGGUUGUACCUGUGGAGCUUGGUGAAUUGCAGUUUGUGAGUGAGUUGAAUUUGGAAAACAAUAAUCUCAGUGGGAAGCUGCCAUUUUCUGCAGAUUUCAUGUCAAAAUUAGGGGGGAAGUUGAAGCUGGAGGGCAAUUUCGACCUUUGCAUUGAUGAGGCUUUGAAAUCGCUUCAUCUUGGCCAUCUCAACAUUUGCAGGAAACCUUAUGUUUCCAAAAAUGCCCUUUUCCAUGAGAGUGCAUGUCCUAUUUCCACUUUGCCAUUUUUGGCUUUGCUUUUGGGGAUUUUAGCUCAAAUUGGGGUUUUCAUGUGAAACAUAGUAGUACUCCCACUUGCUACAUUAUUACAAGUACGUCCAAUUAGUUUGUUAGAAAACCACAAUGAGACAAAAGGCUUUAUGUAAUUAUAGCUUUCUGUGAUAUCAAGAUUACUAGAUUUUAUCUUGAAAUUAUAUGUUUAUAUUUUGCCUCAACAUAGAAA
Salvia splendens (bonfire salvia) is the source of this 1568-nucleotide messenger RNA. Its product is annotated as piriformospora indica-insensitive protein 2. The record is from RefSeq and is a predicted model, not a curated record. The transcript has a single exon. NCBI's taxonomy places the organism in Eukaryota, Viridiplantae, Streptophyta, Magnoliopsida, Lamiales, Lamiaceae. Bases 37 to 1401 code for a protein of 454 amino acids. Gene Ontology annotation, molecular function: protein binding.